CUGUCUCGUUAUGUUACUGUAGUUCUUUGUAAUUCACAGUAUUUAGAAUAUGAACUUAAAUAAUGACUGUAUUUUGUUUUCGAACCUUAUGUUGUUUUAACUUCUUUAAAUGUAACUAAAUAGCGUCAAUGUUUAGCUAGCUAUCGUUACCCCCAGAAUACAGCUAAUUAACAUCAGUAUUAGCUAGCUAUGCUACAGGCUAACACGAGCAUCUCUUUUGUAAAGCAGUAAGAAUAUACGCGUCUUUAUAAGUAUAUUUUUCUCAUAGCAAAUGGAUAUUUCAUGAAGCCAGCACUAUGUUACUGCCCAGGGCGAACCACGUUAGGAUUUUAACAUUUAUGUGCAUGACUGGUAUAAGUGAAUUGUAAGAUACAGUAACAGUUAACAUUUUAAAACCAUGGAGGACAGCGGAGGGAAGGUUGAUUCGGACGAUAUCGUGAUCAUUGUGGAGAAUGAAGCUGAAAGCAAACCGAUCCAGGAGCCUAAACAGAAAGAAGAGGGCAGCUUGGGCCUGCUGGACAUCUGCCCCAUGUGUAAGCUCAGCUUCCACAGUAGAGAGCCCAAACUGAUGCCCUGCCUGCACUCCUUCUGUAAAAGAUGCCUACCUUCACCGUCCAGGAGUCUGGCAUACAACGAGCAGGCCACCAACCACCAGAUGACAGCUGAUGGUCAUCCAAUGCCAAUGAAUGUAAUCCGAUGCCCGGUUUGUAAUCAAGAGUGCAUGGAAAUCGAAGUCUUGGACAACUUCUUUGCCAAGGACACCAUGGAGGUGCCGAGCAGCACUGUGGAGAAGACCAGUCAGCUGUGCAUGAGCUGUGAUGACAACACUGAGGCGACAGGUUAUUGUGUGGAGUGUGUCGAGUUCCUGUGUGUCACCUGUAUCGAGGCGCAUCAGCGUGUAAAGUUCACCCGGGAUCAUACCAUCAGACAAAUGGAGGAGAUGUCAUCAGAAGGAAUGGGUGCUUCCACACAGAAACCUGUGUUCUGUGAAAUCCACAAGCAAGAGCCUUUAAAGCUGUUUUGUGAAACCUGUGACCGGCUGACAUGCAGGGACUGCCAGCUUCUCAAACACAAGGACCAUAACUACCAGUUUCUGGAUGACGCAUAUAGGAACCACAGAGAACACCUGGAGAAGAUGACAGGCCAGCUUCAGGAAAAAAGAAAGGCCAUCGGGGAAGUGUCCGACACCAUAAACAAUGGUCUUCAGCAAGUCGAUGAAAACCGCAAGACUGUCACCAAUGAAAUAAAAAAGGCCAUUUGCAAUCUGAUCAUGGAAAUUAACAGAAAAGGAAAGAUUUUAAUCAACCAGCUUGAGGCACUGACAAAAGACCAUGAAACCGUCCUGAAGAAGCAGCAAGAGGACAUCUCCUCCCUUACCAAGCAUCUUGAUCAUGUUAUCAACUUCACAAAGUUGGCAACAGGCAGUAACAGUGGUACAGCACUGCUCUACUGUAAACGGCUGAUCUUGCAUCAAAUCCAGUACCUGCUGAGAGCGAAGUGCAACACCUUCUUCGUUCCUCAGAGUUCCGUCCGAUUUCAGUGCCGCGCUGCAUUCUGGGCCUCCAACGUCGACUUGGGCUCUCUGGUGGUAGAGAAAAGCUCAGCACGUCAACCGAGUGGACCUCAGCCCUUCCCUUACCAGCAGAUGAACCCUGGCCCUAGACCUGAAGGGCCCCCAGGUGGCCUCCCAGGGCCACAGGUUCAGCAGCAAAGACAGAGCACGCUGGCCCAGCUGCAGAUGCAGGUGGAAAAACUCGCCCAGCACCCGAAUCGGCACGUAUCGCCGAACCACUGGUCGUGGGGAAUGCGGCCUCCCGGGCAGCCACCACCCACCAGACCACUGCAGGGAGGCUCGCCUUCACAGAAUAUGCUCAACAUGCCUCAGCAAAACUGGAGGUACGGGAGCCCGCACAUGGAUGCGAGAAGUCAACCAACACUUAUCCAGAACUCCAACAUUCCCCAACAGACGUUACGAGGGCUAAUCAACAACACUAACUUCCCGCCUAAACCCAUGGAAGUAAUGCAGGGACUCUCUCGCUAUCCCCAGAACGCACCUCUUCAGAAUGCUGGUCUUCUUACGUCUCAAGCCUCUCUCAUUCAGAGAAACAUGAUGGAAGCUUCAUAUCUCAGCAGGAGAAGUGAACCCACUGGCUCCCUGUCUGUAUCAGGACCCAGACCCAGUUAUUCUCAUAACCCUCCUCCCACUGUGGCUGACAGAAAUACUCAAUUAAGACAGGUUUCUCCAAUGUCUGCUCCUACAUCAUCAGAAGCAAGGACAAGAGUCGCUACAUGGAAACGUUCAGAGCCUCCAUCCAGCGGACCACCAACGGUUACAACCAAGAGAAGGAGACGAGUAUCUCCAGGACCUGUCAUCGUCAUCAAGGAUGAGCCAGAAGACGAUGACGAUGUUCACUUUGUUAAGACCACUUCCAAAGCCAGUCUUCCAGACAGCACUGGGGUUCAGUCUCAGACGCCGCAGCAGGGUUCAACUCCUACAGGAGGACAGCAGAGGAACCCUGGCGGUGAGGAGGACCCUAAUGAGGACUGGUGUGCAGUCUGUCAGAACGGAGGCGAGCUGCUCUGCUGUGAUAAAUGUCCUAAAGUCUUCCAUCUCAGCUGUCAUAUCCCCACUCUUACCGCCUCCCCAAGUGGUGAAUGGUACUGCUCGUUCUGUCGGGACCUGAAUUCACCUGAAAUGGAGUACGACACUGAUAGCGGAGGGGGUUCCAGUAACAUGAAACCAGAUCCUGAUUCAGAAACAUUUACAGCUGUGGACAGACGGAAAUGUGAGAGAAUGUUGCUUCGCAUUUACUGCAAUGAACUCAGCACUGAUUUCCAGGAGCCUAUUACACCAUUGACUAUGCCAGAAUACAGCGAGAUCAUUAAAACACCGAUGGACUUGUCUAUUGUGAAAAGCAAACUAGAAGGCAGGGGGAGCGCCAGUUACAGGAGCACCAAGGACUUUGUGGUAGACAUCAGGCUUAUUUUUAAAAACUGUGCCACUUUUCACAAGGAGGACGUGGAGAUGUCCAGCGUUGGAGCGAAUCUGGAGAGUUUUUUUGAAGAACAACUCAAGGUCCUGUAUCCAGACCAGACCUUCGCCGAUGUUAAGUCUGAACAAGCUGCUUCAGAACCGGAACCCGAACCUGCACCCGAACCUGCACAGGCAGUCUCAUCCCCAAAAGAUCCAGAAGAACCGGUAGCUCCUUCACCAAAAACGACCUCUCCAGAAGUCCCUGCGGUGGAGGAGACUGUGGAAGGCAACGAUGAUAGUCCUCCAAAGGAAGAACCUCAGUCAGAGGAACCUGUAGAGAAUACAGUGAGCUCAGAGAAACCACCAGAAAGCUGCAGCCCUAAAAAUACAGCCCAGGAGCAGAGUGAUGGAAAGGAUCAGGAAGGUUGAUUGGACUACCGAAAUAGUUUUGCCAAACCGUCUUGUUCGAUUUUUACGUUGCUGUCCUUCUCCCACUCCACUCUACAGACAGUGGGUUAGAUUUGCAAUAAUAAUAAUAAUAAUGGAUAAAUAAUCAUGACAAAAAAGAGCAGUAUUGCUCAUUAGGGUAUGUAAAAUAGGCACAAUUUAAGCAGGUGUAAAAAGUAGUAAUUAUUGUUUUUGAAUUCUUGCAAUCUUGAAUACUGUAUCAGUGUUGAAUAUGACAUCUCCAAAGUAUCAACAUUUUGAUUUGCUUUAUGUAUAUUUAUUUGUGUUGUUUCUGAGUUUAAUUUGAUCAGGUACUCUGGAAACAGGCACACAAAAUAAAUGAAAUAUAAAAUGAAAAACAGUUGAUUUUGGUAUAAUGUGGUGUUUUAAAAAGUGUGAAUUUUGAGCAUUGAGCUAGUUAAUUUACAAUCUUAUUCCUUGAGAUUGUAAUGAAUGUGCUUACCGGACGAGCAAGUCAUUUUUCAGUCAGGAAAGUUUGCACUCUUGGAUGCAGAUUUGCCUUAAUUCUUGAUUGUGUGCUCCACCACACAAACACCAUGUGGUUAUGGUCUCAUGGGGGCCUCUUUCUACUGAUAAAUAGGCAACAGAGGAGUGACAAAGUGUACAGAGCCACAGAUGGACUACAGUCAGUCAUUGUAUACCCACUAAGUUCAUCUGUAUAGUAGGUGGAGCUUAGUAAACUAUCAAUGCAUGUAUAUUCCAGAUGGGUGUGCCUAAUAAAGUGCUCAGUAAAUCAAAAUGCUCGUAUUUAGUCCAGUGUACAUUUUGCAACAGCAGAAUUAUUUUACAUUCUUAUUCCUUUACAUUGUAGUGAAUGCGCUUACUGGUCCAGCCAGUCAUUUUUCAGUCAGGAAAGUUUGAACACUUUGGAUGCAGUUUUGCCUUUAUCCUUGAUCCUGUGCAUACUUCAAUGGGUAUGACAUCAUAAACAAAGUAUAAUGAUGUUGAUACGUCCACAAAGGUGGGUUGUGUAGAUAAAGGUGUUAAACAACCAGUAACAAGACCAGCACGAAUGAUGAUGAAGGUUUUAAUGAAAUAACAAGUCAUCUACAACACCAGAUAACACCACAAAUGCAUAUACAAAACACAAGCAAGUGAUAAUGUUGGUGGACAAACCUGGGAGAAAGAACAUGGACAGUACCAAAGAAAAGUAAAUAAUUAAACAAACUACACUAGGCUGUAUGUUUAGGCUCUAACCUACCUAAAAACAAAAGCUAAUUGCUACCCUAGGCUAAACUACCAAAACUACAAGAGGUGGUACCUGCCCUCUAACCUAGUGUGCCAUAAACACAACUUAUAAAUAAUCAUUAAGUAGUUGAUCUUUUUUUAUUUCGUUUUAAUAAACAAUGAAGUGAAUUCUUAUAUGUAUAAUUCACAUCUAAACAAGGGUGGCACGGUGGCUAAGUGGGUAGCACUGUCGCCUCACAGCAGGUGGGGCGGUCUGGGCCCUUUCUGUGUGGAAUUUGCAUGUUCUCCCUGUGUCUGCGUGGGUUUCCUCCGGGUGCUCCAGUUUCCUCCCAAAGACGUGCAAGUGAGGUGAAUUGAAAACACUAAAUUGUCCAUGACUGUGUUCGAUAUAACCUUGUGAACUGAUGAAUCUUGUGUAAUGAGUAACUACCGUUCCUGUCAUGAAUGUAACCAAAAGUGUAAAAAAAUCACGUUAAAAUCCUAAUAAACAUCUAAACAAA
This is a messenger RNA of Trichomycterus rosablanca, 5130 nucleotides long. RefSeq names its product tripartite motif containing 24 (gene trim24). The transcript is spliced from 18 exons. The coding region runs from base 398 to 3403 and encodes 1001 amino acids. Gene Ontology annotation, molecular function: protein binding; zinc ion binding. The record is from RefSeq and is a predicted model, not a curated record. Gene Ontology annotation, cellular component: chromatin. NCBI's taxonomy places the organism in Eukaryota, Metazoa, Chordata, Actinopteri, Siluriformes, Trichomycteridae.